This is a messenger RNA of Hyalella azteca, 7555 nucleotides long. RefSeq lists its product as uncharacterized. The record is from RefSeq and is a predicted model, not a curated record. The transcript is spliced from 12 exons. Bases 260 to 5242 code for a protein of 1660 amino acids. Lineage: Eukaryota; Metazoa; Arthropoda; Malacostraca; Amphipoda; Hyalellidae.
AUCAGUCUGCGUUUACGCUCGUGAGGUGAGGUGUAUGUCGGUGCCGCGCUUAAUGGUACUCGUGUUUAGGAUUCGACUUCGUUUUGUUGUGCAAGUUUUUCAGUGAAUUGCGAUUAUGGAGACGAGUCGCCAUCCAUAGAAGGACUAAAGAAGGUUCAAUAUCAGUGUGGCGGCGUCAAGGCCACGUCCGACGGGCUGGUGGAGCGACGUACGGGACGUGCAGCGCUACUCAUGACCUAACGCGUGCUUGAGAGGCGCCAUGACUUCCCCCGCCUACGUCUCGGAGGUGACUGGUGGUCACCGACUCUCGCCCUCGCGUGGCGACGAGGGCGACGACGACGACGAUGGUGGCUUUAGAGAGCGCAGGGCGCUCAGGGAGGACACACCUCCCGCCCCUUGCUCCGUGAUCUGCCGUCCCCGCACCUGCUCCACCCUGCCCCCCACACUCCCCAAGUCUCCCCACGAUGCCUCCUCUCCUGAGACGCCGAGCAAGGGGCGACGGGGGGCGCGGCUGUGGGGGCUGCGUAGCCUCGUGAAGAUGUUCAGGCGGCGGGUGCGGCGUCGCAGCGCCACGUCCCCCACCACCGCCUCCGGCAGCGGCGGUCACGCCAGUGACAGUCCCGCCGCCUCGCCCCCCGCCGCCGCCCGCACGCGCUCUGCCUCAGAGCUCCUGCUGGAGAACAGGUCAGGCUGCGGGCCGUACAACCAGGGCAUGAGUGUGUCACAUGACUCAGUCUUCAGUCCUGACUCUCCCCCCACCCCCGCCGCCCCCCACGCCAACCCCAUCACACGGGGCGUCAACAUGUCGGAGCUGAAGGCGGUCCUGAGGCGACGUGUUGCCAGCGGCGGUGACGGUGACGGUGGGCGACGAGGCGACGAUUCUGGCAGCGGCGACGAUGACCCCGGCCUGCCGCGGUCCCCUCCCACGUCCCCCACCACCGUGGACGUCCUCAACCACGGCCUCAAGAGCAUGUCCCGUGCGACGCACUCAACGUGUAGCGACGGCUCCCUGCUGUCCAUGGGCAGCUCAGAACUCGAGGAGGAUUCGGCGGCUUCUCUGAAUUCGUCGAAACACUCACUCGGCGAUGGCCGCUUCAUGCAAGUUGUGGAUCACGAACCCGUGGCGGGGGAGGCUCCCGGCCUCAGCCACACGGCAGCGCGCCACAAGAUUGCCGUUCGCCCUCGCCGGACGCACGCCCUUAGUCGCCCUCGUCGUCCCCUGCAGGGGACUUGUUCGGUUCUGCUUCCUCCCACCCUGGAGGUCAACGAAGAGUUGAGCAGCGCGCGCGCAAACGAGCGUCUAGCGCUCACAUUGACUGACGACGACGAAGCGUUGGCCAGAAACCGCAGCAGGAGCGAGUCCGGGUCUAUGCAAGCAGCUGCUGACUUCAGCAGCCACCCGAUGCUGCCUGGUCUACAGAGUGAAAAGCCAGACUCUGUAAUACAGAGUGAAAAACGAGACUCGGUGAUACAGGGUGAGAAGCGAGACACGGUGAAACAACAGCUGAGCAGUCACCAUCACACCACAGAUGCUCUUUUCUCGCACAAAAUCUCGAACAAGAGCGGGUUUGAUCCUCUGAACUAUCACCCUGACCCUCAUCACGUGCUCAUGCAGAUGUCAGUACAGGAACCUCGCCAUCUGCAGGAGCAUAGCAUCGUGCAGGAAUAUAGAGGAUCUAAUGAUAGUGCCCCGCAAAUUAGUUCAUAUGGUCAGCGACCUGCCGAGCUCGUCGGGUCUCCUGCUCACCUGGAUCAGACCGGAAGCGACGCAGACCACAAUGAUGCGGAUAAGCGAGAAGAAACUCUUAUUGAUCGACUCUUUGGCUCCGUAAGGUCCGGACGCCGUCGUUCGCGCAACUCUGGCGAAAUAGCAGACGUCAGUCGUGCGGAUAGCCCGAGUCCAUUGCGCCGAGAAGUAAAACUCAGAUCCUCUGGCGAAAAAACAUCUGAAUCUUCAAAACUACCAGUUGUCAAUCGAUCGAAUUCGCGAAACAAACCGCUUAACUUUGACAAGCAAGAGCUAACUGAAAUAGACCUUGGACAAGAGAUUGCACUUCAGAGUUAUCCCGAGUCGAAGCCACAGAUGGAGUCUAAUCAACAACAAAUUCAUCUCAAAGCCAAAACAAAUUCAACUCAAAGCAAAAAGAUGGAAACCCCACGGCUGGAAGAUGGAGCAGAAUUCGACUCGAGAUCUUGCAGUGUAGAGGGCCGCCUCGAGGGCCAUAAGCACGAGUCCUCAUUUAGCGUCUCUCAGAAGCCUCCCAUCACUGUUCCUAUUGCCAGUUACGUAGAGCGUCGGUCGCCCGGGAGAAGUGAAGCUAACGUUAAAAAAGCAAAAAGUUUCCGCGAAAUCGGAAAUCCCGUGAAUAUCGUAAAACGAGAUUCAUCCCGCAGAUCAUGGUUCGGACGAGACUCGUCGGUUGAAUACGAAACGACUCGACUCUCUGCUUCCUAUGACAACUUGGACGAAAACUUUGCAACUAAUCAAUCAUCUGUUCAGAUUGCCAGUCCGAGCGUUUCUUCUCUGGUUAACAGAGAACACAGAAAACGAAGCGUCAGCAAAGUUGUCCUGAGUCCUGCACAAAGUUCUGCCCUUUCAUCUACAGAUAGUCUGACAACCACUGAAAUUCCAGGAGUAUACAUCAGACCUUUGUCACAGUACCGACAAAGCCGAGUUGAGUCCGAAGAAACGAACGAAUCUCCUUCGUAUUUCUGUACUCAGCAGACUCACUUCAACACAUUCGCUGAAUCCUGCACAGGAGAUAACUUAGGAGGUCCUCACUCCUUGGAUUCCAGUAUCACUCUCAUCCCCAAGGAAGAAGAGAAUAUAAGAAAAACGUCCAGCAGCGAUCAUGUUAGUUCACACAUCAUCAUUCAAAAAUCUGACUUAGAAACGUAUGAACAUUAUCGUGUGUCAAAUUCACAACCUGAGAGUGCAUUUAUGAAGCGUCAGAUAACGGCUGGAACUUCAGUAACCGAGAUAACUUUAUCUGAUCAACCAGAAGACAUCAAAAAUAUCAGCGUGCCUGGACCUACAAGUGUUGCUCGCUCUUUAUCCUUGAGAUAUGCAGACACCGGUGGACCGGUGGGCAUUCUCAACCGUCGCUCAUCCAGCGCUGAUGAACUUGAACAGCCUGAAAGUAAGAUCUUCAUCAAUCGACCGAGAUUCGAUAAGAGAGAGACCAGCCUAAGUCGCACCUCGAGCCAAGAUACGGAGCCUCCAUCUGUUCCAGAAUUUAUGCGAAUUCAGCUUAACAGAGUUGAGAACAAAUCUCAGCGAAUCCUUUACUCAUCGGAGAAUACGGUGUCGGGUGCACCAACUGAUGAAACAAAAAUUGGAAGGACGAAACAGUCACUCGAUGAUCCAACGGAACUCCCAGAAGUUCAGUGUGAAAUUUCUACAUCGCAACAGAAUCCAUCUUUAUGCACUCCGAAACAUCCACACAGUAGAGAUAAUAAAGAAAACACUCCUCCUGUAACUGCUGUUGGAGAAUCAUCCGAUGAUGCUGUGAUGUUGCGCCCACUUCGGCGGGAGAAGUCGUUGGUUAUAGACCCCUGUGUGCUGCCUAAAAAGGAGGAGGAACCUGAACUGUAUAAAGUGUUUGCUCGUCGGUCGUUCAAGGUGAGGGAAACUUUCGAUUCUACACUACAGGACGAUGAGGCCUCUCAAGAAGACGAUUCAAGUGAUCUCGUUGCAUCUCUAUCCACACAAAUGUCGGGUAUCACUAAAAUAAAUCCUUUAUAUUCUACGCCCACACCACCUCAAACUCCAUUGAUGUCGAAUUCUACCGGGAAUAAACUCGGCGUAGGCAGUCCAGCUCUAUCUUUUAAGCCGCCUGGUCCUUCUGCAAGAAGUACAAGUCCUCUUGCAUCGCCAACUGUGACUGAAUCUCUGACAGGAGCAUCCGAUAUGUUCAGCAGUGCGUCCGAACCAUCUUCCCUCGACAGCAGCAUUAUUAGCUCUCAUACCGCCAAAACUGUUCCCAUGACAGCCAAGACUUACUCUGAGAAAUCUGAACAAAUGAAACCAAAGACUGAACCGAGAAUCCAUUCCUCUGACAACUCCCGAUUACCAAAGACCGAUUUAUCAGCUCUCUCCAGAGAUUCAACUUCUAGAGUUUCUCCCACCGCAUUGAGUUCAAGUGGUAAAAUAAGCAUCAGGCCCAUGUCUGCAAAUAGAGAACUUGGCACAGGAAGUAGUUCGUCGUCCUUCACGAGCAUCAUUGUAGGAAAGGCAUUGGGAGGUACUGUUGAUCCGACUAGUGCAUCGCUGUCACCUGUGACUGUACCAGUGACGCGCCCUCUCAGUCGUCCACUAAGUUCAGGUGUCCUAAACGUUAGUGGCACUAUUGUCACUCCAGUCUCCUGGCCUCCCAAAGCAAUUGUUGUUGGCGAGCCUAAAAAAAUUGAACCAAACACCUCUGUAUCACCAGAGGUAAUUAACAAAUUUAUGAUCGAAAAACCUGUGGAAAUAGUUGGAACAGGAACGACUCCGCCUCGUCCACAUGACGACAGUGCAAAAUCAAGUGAAAAUAUCGAGGACGCAAACUUGUCACAGGUAAAAUCUGUGAGGUUAAAGUUUAUGAAUGCCGGAGCGUUGAAUGACGCGCCAGCGAACUCUUGUAUUGCAUCUCCUACUGCCAGAACAACGCCUGCUGGGUCAUCCGCUGUAAUUGAGGCUCGUAACAUUGCGCCUGGAUUCUCGGGUCCCGUCCACUCUAACAUUUCACCCAAGCCAAGGCAUUCAUCUGUUCAUACGACAUCGAGAAGUCACAGUUCCGUGGGGUCGGUAACAAACAGCCCUUCUUCUUCCCACUGCCACCACCGUCAUUCGAUAGGGGCGUCAUACACACCUCAUCCUCGGCAACAAAUUCCAACCACAUAUACUUUGCCUUCUCCUCCAACUCCAAAAAGGUGUUUCUCAAGUCCUGCACCUGAUGCUUCCUUGGGAGACUCGCAAGACGUUGCAUUGUCUUCCAUCAUCGUACAGAACGCUCUCACAAAGCAGCAGGUUCAGGACACAACAUCAACGGCCUUCGCUACUCCUCUGCCUUCGUCGGGCGGCGAGGGGGGAGACGACUGGCGAGCACUCGUGCGCCAGAGGAGGGAAGACCGACUCAAGCAAAGCAAGUCCGUCGAGAGUCUGGAUGAGUCAUCUGAGGCUCGCAGCAGCGGCGGGUCAUCUCGUAGCAGCAAGGUUUUGGAGAUGGCAAAUAACUUCCAAAAAUUGCAAGUGGCUUGAAAUUUUGUUGCCAGCGUUUUAUGAGUUUAUAUACCCGAAAACAGGUAAUUUAGCUUGAUGUUUUUCUACUUUUCGAAUGUGAGCGCAGUUUUUAACCUUUUGAAAUGAAAAAUCAAUCUUGAACUGUUCAAUUUUUUAUUCACUAGCCUAAACGAAUGGCUUGACGUUGCAUUUUUCUCUUACUACAACAUUUAUAAUCGAGUUCCAACGAAAAAAUUGCAUGAAUUGCAGGGACGAAUCAAUUUUCUUCUUUGUAAAGGGUCUACAUUUUUUACCGUUAUCAUUUUUAGCUCAAAUUUUGAACAAUCUACUGAAAGAUCAGUUUCAAACAUUUUCUCUAUACAUCUUGCACGUACGACAAAAAAUUUGCAUUGUAACUCUUGAUAUUUUAUUUGUGAUCCAAAAUCAAGCUGAAGUGAAGAAGUUCUAGUGAUCAUUUUCAUUCACGAAUUCCGCUCUCGUAUUUACGAGUGCCAUGCUCGUCUACUGUAGCGUAGUUAGUUUAGAUUAUUUUGUAUAAUUUUUUAACCGAGCUUAGUUACUCAUUAACUAAUAAAACGUUUUCUAUCUAAACAAUUUCCUGAUAUUAUCUCAUCCUGGUACUGAUUAAAAUUUAAUACUAAUAAUUUUAGGAACAAUAACGUACACCUCGUUGAGUGUUAUUUGCACCUAUAUGGUUUUCUGCCUACGAUUGAAUGAAUCUUUGAAACAGUUUAAUUAACUGAAUUAUUUUUAUAAAUAUUCUAGGACUAUAUUCAUGGAUUUCUGGUGAAAGGUUCUGUAAUUUUUGUACAUAGGCAGAUGAUGUGUAACCUUGUCGUUCGAACUGCUUUCAUUCACUGUUUUUCAGUUAGAGCGACACUAAAACGAAUGCUAAUCAUACGUAGUUCAUGUGAAGCACGGCAGGUGACAUCUCCAAUUAAUGGGAAUUGGUUCUUUGACGGGGAUCAUAAAUAAUUAUGUAAUGUUGUUAUGGUCUUUUCCGCAUAACAACUGACACAUCUGUCAGGCUUGUGCUGUGAGAUUUUUGAAAAGAAAGUGGAGAAUAUGCGCAACGCGAGGAACUUGGUUAAGUCACGAGGAUAUUUCGAUGAUCGUAUUUAAAAAAAAAAAUAAUUCCACUGAAAUUGGCUUACGGGAAUUAUUUGCUGUAGAAUAAUAGUGAUAUUUUUCUUGCCCUUAAGACGGUGCUGAACUCUAACCCUGCAAUGAGAUUAAACGUGUGUUUUUACCUGGACAGAAUUGAUAAAAUUUGGCGUUGUUAUUGGAAUAAUAUAUUUUUUUGAAAGUGCGUUAAAUCAAUGUCAUAGAUAUCUACGAUCGCUGUAAGUUGCCUACGUGGUAUAUGUAAUUGGUGUAAGUGAAUAUUUUUUCAGUUGCCAGAGAAAUCGAUCAGUGUUGCCUCAUUAGAUAAGCACAUCAAUAUUAAAUCAAACCGUUUAAUAACUAUUUGAAAAUCCUUGGCGCAGCUACCCAAUAUUACUGGCAUAUUAUAAGCAUGAAUUAUUUUAGUGAAUUACAGAAUUAUUUCAAUCAUUUCGUGAAUUGUUAUCGACUUGAGCUGCGGCCUUCAAUAUCGUCGGAAAUUGGUCUUGAAUUCCAAGUGUGUGCAGAAUAGGAAUUAAUAACAUGCUGAUUACUUCAAGAUUUGAAAUGCGUGAUCAAUUAUUAAAAAUGGUCAGUAAUGAAUCCAUCUAUGCAGAACAUUAACCUUCAGUCCACUAUAUCAAGCCUUUACACAGAAAUCCAAUGAAACAUACUCUCCACGUUUCUGUUUACGAACCUCUUGUUGUGAAGAAUAUUUAUGGAAAGAUCUUUCCGCGAUGGACGUAUUACUAUCAUUUUCUUUGUUUAAAUAUACUCUGACAACGCUAUGCACAUUUAACAGCCGCUGAAGUACUGUUUGUGCGUCGAUUAUUCUCGUGCUUCCAAGUGGUACCUCGACUAUUUAUGCCUACUAUAUUCGGGUUUACAAUUGAUGUUUAUUACCCACUUAAUAUACUUCCUAUCGCACCGAACGUUGAAGAAUAAUCCAAUACCCAGUUCUUCGACAGUAUACCAGUCGACUAUUAGCAAUGAUGAAUAUAAGCAACCAUGUCUUUGAAACGAACAUUGACAAUUUCAAUUUUUUCAUUAAUUAGCGAUACUAUCUGGUACUUAUCCGCGGGUGUCAUUCAUCCCAUCUCCUCUUAAGUUUUUAUACUGGUAUUAUGCUGCAUUCAGUCAUCUAUGUAGGGACAUGUCUAUUGCUACUUUAGAAUGCCUUUAUAACGCUAGCACACUUCACAUGUGCGGAAUAAACUAUUAAUUGUC